This is a messenger RNA of Diospyros lotus (date-plum), 1539 nucleotides long. RefSeq names its product succinate--CoA ligase [ADP-forming] subunit alpha-2, mitochondrial. Gene Ontology annotation, molecular function: succinate-CoA ligase (ADP-forming) activity; succinate-CoA ligase (GDP-forming) activity. The transcript has 7 exons. NCBI's taxonomy places the organism in Eukaryota, Viridiplantae, Streptophyta, Magnoliopsida, Ericales, Ebenaceae. The record is from RefSeq and is a predicted model, not a curated record. The coding region runs from base 165 to 1199 and encodes 344 amino acids. Gene Ontology annotation, cellular component: mitochondrion; succinate-CoA ligase complex (ADP-forming). Gene Ontology annotation, biological process: tricarboxylic acid cycle.
CCCUAAUUUUGUGUUUCCAAUUCCAUUUCGCACGAAAAAAGGGGGGCAAUUUGCCCUUCUCUAUUCUCGAUCCAUCUUUUGGAGGCUUCCUCUCGAUCUUUGCCGCUCUGUGAUUGCAACUUUUCAAAGCUCAGAGUCAGCCACGGAGAGAGAGAGAGAGAGAGAUGGCUCGACAAGCAAAGAAACUCAUCACCAACUUGUCUCAAAAGCUUUGCCCUAAUGCAAAUGCUUCAUCACCCUCUCCGUCUUCGUCCUCGUAUCAUAUUUUGACUCAGAUUCGCCGUUUCGCGGCGGCUCCGCAUCCUCCUCCGGCGGUCUUCGUCGACAAGAACACUCGGGUCAUAUGCCAAGGUAUCACCGGCAAGAACGGCACCUUCCACACCGAACAAGCCAUCGAAUACGGCACUAAGAUGGUUGGCGGUGUUACCCCGAAGAAGGGUGGGACAGAACAUUUGGGACUUCCUGUUUUUAAUACAGUUGCAGAAGCAAAGGCUGAAACAAAGGCCAAUGCAUCAGUUAUUUAUGUUCCUCCUCCUUUCGCUGCAGCAGCUAUUAUGGAGGCAAUGGAGGCUGAAUUAGAUUUGGUUGUGUGCAUCACAGAAGGAAUUCCUCAGCAUGACAUGGUCAAGGUGAAGUCUGCUCUUAAUAAACAAUCAAAAACACGCCUUAUUGGUCCGAACUGCCCUGGAAUUAUAAAGCCUGGGGAAUGCAAGAUUGGAAUUAUGCCCGGAUACAUUCACAAACCAGGGCGUAUUGGAAUUGUUUCUCGAUCUGGCACAUUGACUUACGAAGCGGUUUUCCAAACAACUGCCGUUGGCCUAGGGCAAUCAACUUGUGUUGGUAUUGGUGGGGAUCCAUUCAAUGGGACAAACUUUGUUGAUUGCAUAGAGAAGUUUCUUGUCGAUCCUCAGACUGAAGGUAUCGUUCUUAUUGGUGAGAUAGGUGGUACAGCCGAAGAGGAUGCUGCGACACUUAUCAAGGAAAGUGGAACUAAAAAGCCAGUUGUUGCUUUUAUUGCCGGACUCACUGCUCCACCUGGCCGGCGGAUGGGUCAUGCUGGAGCAAUCGUAUCGGGUGGGAAGGGUACUGCACAGGGCAAAAUCGAUACACUGAGGGAAGCCGGUGUGACAGUUGUGGAGUCUCCCGCGAAGAUUGGAGCUGCAAUGCUCGAUGAGUUCAAACAGAGGGGCCUGGCAUGAGUUAGUUCCAAACAAGUUGGUUUUCAUGUUUUUGCGAUACAGCGGUGAUGAUUUAUGCGUUGGGGCUUUGAUAUGGAACCCCAUCUCUGGCAUUCUCAUAAAAAUUGAAGGGCAGAAGCAUCGGUCGUGUUUCCCCGUCAACAAACUUCACAAGUUUUUGCAAUAUUUUUGUCUCCUAAAGUCGCCUUUAAUUAUUUUCAAGUUUGGGGCACUUAAUUGAAGUGACACAGGCUUGGAGGUUAACUCCCAUUAGUGCCUCGUUUACAAUACGGAAUUAUUCAAACUUGUCUUCGUGGAAGUUAAUGUUCUAUGAUUUAUUUAUCGUCCGAACCUUUGGUUA